GUGGUCGAUUAAGGCGAGCGCUUUUAAAACCAGCCCGCUUAAGCAUCAUGCGCACGCGCCCUAAAGUACGGGCUAAUAGAUUACAAAUAAAGCCAGCCCGAGCUCCUUGUCUAUGAUGAGUCUGUAGCCUUACUUUGAAUUUACUUUAUAUUUAACGAUGGGCAAUGAUGAUUUAACGAACUGUUUAUUUAUAAAAACAAAAACGAUAUCUCCAGCGGCGUGAAUAAGCUGAAAGGGCAUCGUAUUCAGGGAAUUUCGCGUGUCCUGAUGAUUCAUUAACUUUUUGCACAUGACUUGCCACCUCACUGCUCCUAGAUGGUGAAAUUUUAAUUAACCUGGCAUUCUCCUCUGUAACAGUAUGACCGUACUUUUCUAAAAAGUCUAGCUAUUACAAUAGUGUGCUGGGAACUGCCCAAUGAGCCGAGAUCCCAUCGCUGCCCAGGCUGCGGCUGAUGUUGGAACUGAUUCAGGGUCAGCAAUGUGGUUCCAGUGGAAGAAAACCCAGACUCAUAUUGUGUGACUAAGCCCGCCUUUCCAGAGGAAAGUCCCGCCGGAUAAAAUGUCGUUAGGUUUGAAAAAGAACUCAAAGCGGGAGCCUUUAUUUAUUUUUACUAUAUAUAUUGCAGUAUCAUUCGCCUACUUGUAGACAGCCCGUUGAACAGUCACAAAAUCUGUGUUGCGUUCAAUUAAACUUUCUAGAAUUUUUAACUAUAUUGCUAUCUUUGUAUUAAGUGAAAUACGGCGUUAUCUGUGUGAAACGAGAUAUUUGCAUUUUGCGUUCCAGGUCCUGACAUAUGUCUCCGUUUCGCUUUCUGACUGCGUUGACAGAUGUGAUAGGCACGGUAAACGGGAUGGUCAAUACGGUUUUUGUAAACGUCGGCCCGAGUUUAACGCCCAAUUAUUUUAUUUCAACUGAUUUAUAUUUUGACCAAGUGCACACAGCAUUGAACAUGAGGAAGGAAAUCGCAGCUGUGGUGUUCUUCCUGAAACGUCUCAUAAGGAAAGCAGAGAAACUAAAGGCUGAGCAAGUGGAGAAGUUUGUGGAACGACUCACUGUGGCUUUACAGGAGAAAUAUAGGGGGCACUGGUAUCCAGACAAUCCUAGCAAGGGUCAGGCUUUCAGGUGUAUACGAGUGAAUAAGUUUCAGAGGGAGGAUCCAGAGCUGCAGCGGGCUUGUGAGGAGAGUGGGGUUCUGUACAAAGACUUGGGGCUCCCUCGAGAGCUCACGCUGUGGGUGGACCCAGGGGAGGUGUGCUGCAGGUAUGGUGAGAUGAAUCUUGCCUUCACGGUGGCAAGUUUUUCUGGGGACGAUGACAACAAGGAAGACGUGACCAAGGAGGUGACCAGUGCGGUUGAGAGGGUGACGUCCGACUAUCAUUCUGGCUCCUCAUCGGAUGAGGAGAACAGCACCAGGGACAUUUCGGCCACUGCUCCUCUCGUCCAGGGCCGGCCUCUCUAUCAGGUUGUCUACCCUGUGGUGCCCAUGUGGCACCCAUCACCCAGGAGAAAACCCGGGCCCAGUAAAGGGCAGGGCCUUCAUCACCACGCCUAUGGCUUCCGCUCACAUGGCAAGCCCAUGGCCUCCUUCAGGCAGAGUACCUGGGCUCUGACGGGGCCUCGUGGUGUAAACAGUUACUGGGGCAGCACCCCUAAUCUGGUGCACUCAUAGAAUUCGCGGUAGCCAUCCAGUGUUGUAGAAAGGAACCACUACUUAGUGAACCUCUUUUUUUUUUUCAUUUUUUUUUUUGAACAAAAAAAAUAUUUUUGUAGAAAAUGUUACUUGUCGAUUUUUUUUUUUUUUUUUUUUUUAAUGUUAAGUCUUUGCACUUUAGAUCAUUUCUAACAGAAAACUGUGUAAGGUUACUGCAUAUAAACAUAGUGAACUUAAUAUGAAUUUUAGAAAUAUGUGCUGUAUUUAUAUUUAACAGGAUCAUUGUUAUUCUGAUGUGACUUUGAGUCUGUACUGUUAAAAAUGACCAAAUGUUUUAUAUUUAUUCACAGCAAAUUAUAAUGUAUUGUUCACAAAACCUAAAUUAUAAGACACAUUAAACACAUUUUCCCUAGGUAGUAUUUUUCUGUUUUUGUAUAUCAAAUGACAUUUUUGCAGCUGUAUUUUCAUGUUGUUUCAAAGUUUCCUGAGACUAGUCGUAAAGUAUAAUGGAUAUAUUUAAUGGAACUUGGAAAUAUUAAAUUAUUGUGCAUUAGCAAAUUAGGGCAAUUGCUUUUUCACUACCUUUUGUAUUAUGAGCCGUGAAAUGUAACUACAGUUUCUUGUUUUGGUGUCAGAAUAUAGAUAUUUUUAAAAAUAUUGAUUUAAAGGUGCUUUUUUCAAGUCUUAUGUAAGAAAUCAUAUGCCCAAAGUAUCAAUAUAUUGACCGAAGUUUCAAAUUGACAACAGCCAUUUUAAUAAUGGCUCUCCAGAAUCAUGCUGUUAGGAGAAAAAGUGCUUUGGAUGGUAAGUUUUAGGGGCUGUGUAGAAUUUGACCUGUAUUUUCAUGUUUGGAAUAAAACAAAUAUUGAUCAUAUGAAA
Brienomyrus brachyistius is the source of this 2531-nucleotide messenger RNA. It is a transcript of the gene btg3, whose product is annotated as B-cell translocation gene 3. Gene Ontology annotation, cellular component: cytoplasm; nucleus. The record is from RefSeq and is a predicted model, not a curated record. NCBI's taxonomy places the organism in Eukaryota, Metazoa, Chordata, Actinopteri, Osteoglossiformes, Mormyridae. Gene Ontology annotation, biological process: negative regulation of mitotic cell cycle; negative regulation of cell population proliferation. The coding region runs from base 795 to 1670 and encodes 291 amino acids. The transcript has 5 exons.